This is a messenger RNA of Gracilinanus agilis (Agile Gracile Mouse Opossum), 1360 nucleotides long. It is a transcript of the gene FTSJ1, whose product is annotated as FtsJ RNA 2'-O-methyltransferase 1. The record is from RefSeq and is a predicted model, not a curated record. Gene Ontology annotation, cellular component: cytoplasm. The transcript has a single exon. Bases 69 to 1127 code for a protein of 352 amino acids. Gene Ontology annotation, biological process: cytoplasmic translation; tRNA methylation. Gene Ontology annotation, molecular function: tRNA methyltransferase activity. Lineage: Eukaryota; Metazoa; Chordata; Mammalia; Didelphimorphia; Didelphidae.
GCGGCGGUCCUGUAUUUGUCGCGACUUCUCCUCUUCCUCGGCAACCCAACCUCUCACCGUGGUCUGUGAUGGGGCGCACGUCGAAAGACAAGCGUGAUGUCUACUACCGGCUGGCCAAGGAGGAGGGCUGGCGGGCUCGCAGCGCCUUCAAACUUCUCCAGCUGGAUGAGGAGUUCCAGCUCUUCAGCGGUGUGAGUCGGGCUGUGGAUCUCUGCGCCGCCCCCGGGAGCUGGAGUCAGGUGCUGAGUCGCAAGCUCGGGGAGGAUGGGUCCCCGGCCUGCAUCGUAGCUGUGGAUCUGCAGGCCAUGGCGCCCUUGCCCGGGGUGGUGCAGAUUCAAGGUGACAUCACCAAAGCAUCCACGGCGCAGGAGAUUAUCGGGCACUUUGAGGGGGAGCCUGCCGAUUUGGUAGUAUGUGAUGGCGCCCCUGACGUCACUGGGCUGCACGACAUUGACGAGUACAUCCAGGCCCAGCUUCUUCUGGCGGCCCUCAACAUAGCCAUUCAUGUCUUGAAGCCCGGUGGGAGCUUCGUAGCCAAGAUCUUCCGAGGCCGGGACGUCACCCUACUCUACUCCCAGCUUCGCAUCUUUUUCCCGGAAGUGGUGUGUGCCAAGCCCCGGAGCAGCCGUAACUCCAGCAUUGAAGCCUUCGCUGUGUGCCGCGGCUUUGCGCUCCCGAAAGGCUACGUGCCCAGCAUGCUGAACCCCCUGCUGGACCACAGCUACCACGGGGACUUCAACCAGCUCGAGGGCCCCACAAGGGUCAUCGUGCCCUUUCUGGCAUGUGGGGACCUGAGUGCUUAUGAUUCAGACCGCACCUACCCACUGCAGCUGGAGGGGGCCCAUGAGUACAGGUACACGCCACCAGCACAGCCACCCAUCAGCCCGCCCUACCAAGAGGCCUGCAAACUCAAGAAGUCUGGGUGUCUGGGUCGGUGCACACUGCACCCUGAGUUUUUGUCCGAUUCCCAGGAGCAGGGAUCCACUGAGUCUGAGGAGGAUAGCGAGGAUGAGAGCUACAAGGAUAGUGACAAGGAGGAGAGCGACAAGGAGGGUGAGGAGGAGGGCGAGGAGGAGGGUGAGCAAGCUCCUGACCAAGCCUCCGACUCCCUCACCCAGGACCCCUAGGGAGGAGUCCCCCCCCCCCCAAAAGGACCUCAGUAAACAUUCUUAUAGCUUCCAAGGACUGUAAUCCUCUAGAUGCAAGCUUUUCCCUUGAUUAUUUCUCCUACUUGUUGGGUAAACUUAAAGGGCUUGGGACUUUGCCAGAGCCGUAGUUAAGAUUGAUAGACGUGUUUGUGUGUGUUUAUGUGCCUUUUUAUUUACAAUUAAAUAAAUUUUCUUAUUUAUGUUAAAUUUGA